Messenger RNA from Ilex paraguariensis (yerba mate), 1593 nucleotides. The record is from the annotation of a GenBank genome assembly. Lineage: Eukaryota; Viridiplantae; Streptophyta; Magnoliopsida; Aquifoliales; Aquifoliaceae.
AUUUUUUGAAUUGGGGGGAAAAUGGAAAGACGAUUCUUCUUGGAAAUGUUUACUAUCUUCCCUAAAUGAUGCAUAGAAGAGUGGAUUUUUUAUUUUUUAUUUUUAAAGUGAAGCCCUUAUUUAUUCCCUUAACCCUUUAGUUUUAGUUCUGAGCAGAUAACUUUUUAAAAAACCAAGUGGCUUGAUCCAGAACGCAGAAUGGUAUAUAUAAGCAAAAUUUAUUGAAGGUCGUAGGGUUCCGAAGUAAACAUUAUGGAUCAUAAAAUGAAUGUGUAUAUUUGGGACAUGGAUGAGACUCUGAUAUUACUGAAGUCUUUGAUCAAUGGGACAUAUGCGGAGGCUUUCAAUGGUUUAAAAGAUGUAGAAAAGGGUAUAAAAAUCGGGAAAACGUGGGAGAAUCACAUUCUUCAAGUAUGCGACGAAUAUUUCUUUUAUGAGCAAAUUGAAAACUGCAAUAAGCCUUUUAUUGAUGCCUUAAGCCAGUAUGAUGAUGGGCGAGAUCUCACUGAUUAUGAUUUCAAGCAGGAUGGCUUGGGUCCCCCAUCUGAUGAUAUUAAUAAAAGAAAAUUAGCAUACAGGCACCGGGUUAUAGCUCAAAAGUACAAAAAGGUUCCAAUAAUACAUCCCUUUUAAUCAUGAGAUCAUUUUGUUAUUGCAUACGAUGUCAGCUCUUUUAUGAUAUUCUUACAUUUACUGGGUAACUAUUUCUUAAAAAAUUUGGUCAGGUGCUCUGUCUAUGCAUAGUUUCUGCUAUUGAUCCUCUUUUAUUAUAAUGUUGGUUUGAGUUCAUUGACACUAUUAGGUUAGCUUUACCUGAUGAUAAUGUAAAAGUGGUGGGCCAGUGGCAGUCCUUUCAUAUAUGACUUUCAGAAUGCAGUAAAAAACAGAUGGUUCCACACUUGGAAAGGUGAAAGUUAAAAUCCAAAGAGGAAAGGGAAGCAUUCUUUGGCCUGCAAAGUCAUCCUUUGUAUAUGGCUUAAGUAGUGAUAGCAGCUAUCAACAACUGGAAAAUGGCACAAAUGUGUGCAGUUAUAUCCAUAGGAAUAUAUCUAUUGGGCAUGAAUUGUAACUAGGAUUAACAGUGAAUAAUGUAGAUAUAUAUAGUGUAAACCAUUUGGAACUAAAGAAUGCUUUAAAAAUCCUUAAGCUGGCCAUCCCAAGAAAAUGUACAUUUCUAUGUAUAGGUGCUCAACUUGAAGGCACAAUGGGAAAAAAAGGAGAAAGAAUAGUAAAAAUCUUGGCUCACCCCAGUUUUUUUUCUUUUUUUUCUCUAGUACAUAAGUUUCAUUAUUCUGGUAGCUACAUUAGAAGCAUAGAAGAUAUCUAUCUAAUAUUACAGUUGAGAAGUUGAAUUUUCAACUUAUAAAAGGACAACAACAAUCAAGAUUAAUUCAAUUUUAAUUUACUUUGAUCCAAUGGUACCAAAUUCUUCCCAAAAAAAUUAUCCACUCAAAAACAUUAUAUUCUGUGCAUGCCCCCCAAAGUCAGACAAGUAAACUAACACACUCUCCAAUGCUAAAUAACCUCAUUAAUCCAUACCAAUCUAUCUUUUCUCUCUCUUCUACCUCUCUUAUAUAUUUUUUUUGUUCACUU